UUUUUUAUCUAUGAAAAAGCGCAAAGUUGGAGUUUGCAUCAAAUAUAAUUUUAUAAGUUUUCAAAAAUAAUUAAGGUUGUAGUAUUUAAUAAACAAAUUAUACGAUAACUGUAUAAUGCUCAUUUAUUUGUAGCCAUAGAAAUGGCUACGACAAUCAUGAAAGUAGAAUACGAGAAUGAGACGUGUGCUAUAUGCGGUUCCGCCGGUGAUCUGCUUAGCCCUGAUGAACACGAUGCUGGGGCUCCUCCUCUGCAAGUGCCUUUAAGGUCUAUGUUACUCCAGCUUAACAGCCAUAAGGUUGUUCCGGAAGGUAAACUUUGUAUUGAAUGCAUUCGACGUGCUAUAGAAUCUUAUGAGUUUAGUACAGCUCUGAAUGCAAAAGGUGCACCUCCAUUAAGUGAAAAGAUUCGAGCACUCAGACGCAAAUUGCACGAAUUGACACAGAAGAUUGAUGUGUUUAUUGUUGUUGGUGGUCCGGGUGUAAACUCCGGUGGUACAUAUAGUGAGGAUGACAUUAUAAUGGUAGAGAAAGAUGCACUGGCAGCGGCCGCAGCUGCUGAUGAUGAAGACCUGGAGCAAGCCAGGAAUGCUUGUGGUGAAACUGUUUAUCAAUGCUCUGUUUGUCCAUUAUCAUUCCAGCGUGCAAGUGAGUACCGCACCCACAUCUCACAACAUCCUGGUGGUGCACGCCACUCAUGCUGGACGUGCGGCGCGCAGUUCGCAACCCGUGCUUCACUCACUGAGCAUUCUGCUAUGCAUGCAGCCCCGGACAUUACUAGCUCUACAUGCCGUUUGUGUCACUCUAAUUUCCAGAGUGCAUCGGAGCUCCGUCGUCACGAAGCUACGUGCGAGGCGAGGUGUCCACUAUGCAAUGUGACUUGUUCUUCCCGCGCCGCGUUAUCUGCGCACGCGCAGGCCGCGCAUACGACACCUCCGCUGCUCUGUGGGGCAUGCUUCCGUACAUUCAACACGCGGGAACUGCUCGCUGCGCAUAGACUAAGGCAUAGACAUGCUGAUCGAUUUGUCUGUGGUUAUGAUUCUUGUAUACUGCGCUUUGCUACCAGGAAUGACUUGUUGUCGCACAUCCGAAAAUGCCACAGCAGCGGGGCGGAGUCUGAGGCGGAGCCCGAGCCGCCGGCGCAAAAGCCCGAGCGCAGUACCACUGUCUCGACACCAUGUCCACACUGCCCGCGCACGUUCGCGUCAGUGGCGGCCAUGAAGCGACAUAUCCGUGUUCAUCGCAAUCAUCAUGCUGAACAAGAGGGUGCGGAAUGGCAGACAGAGGGGGAAGGUGAAGGAGAUUUGGACGGCACUGGAGGGGAAGUGGAAUAUCUGGAGAUGGACGCUCUGGAUGAUAUGGAUUAUGACGAUGAUAAUGAUAUGGGUUUAAAUUGAAACCAUCAAAUGCCCCUAUGAUUUAGUGUUAAAGUUGCAACAAUCCAAAUGGUAAAUUUUAUUUUGUAGAAGUAUUGUUUAAUUGUUUCAAAUGCGGUAAAACAUGUGACUACAGUGGAAAGCCACUGUAUAAAUAUAUGUUACUAAUGUUGAGAGUUAUGCAUAUUAUUAGCUAAGUUUAUUUUUUACAUAAUGUCUAGUUUACAUUAAUCCAGUACAGUAGCGAUGGCACGACAUGGCACUGGCAGUUAGUGUGUUCAUUAAGCCAGGUGAUUUGGAAUACUGUCCUACUGUAUUAAGAUAAUAUGCCCUCAACGUUCACAGGAAGAUCAUAAGCGUUAGUGAAAACUGUCGCGAAAUGGAUGUGGCAACAUUUAGAAAUACAAAAUAAAAAAGUUUAAAAAAAAUGGUGGAUGAGUCGCUUUUGUUCUUGUGACUUUACAUCCCACAGUUCACGGAGAUUCGCCCUAUUGUGGAGUCAUCGUAAGUUAAUUUAGCACAAGACAUAUUUUUGUUAUAAAAUAAAGUAAUAAAAUUAUACCUAUGA
Molecule: messenger RNA, 1942 nt
Organism: Papilio xuthus (Asian swallowtail)
Lineage: Eukaryota; Metazoa; Arthropoda; Insecta; Lepidoptera; Papilionidae
Product: GDNF-inducible zinc finger protein 1
Exons: 7
Coding region: 142-1395 (417 amino acids)
Source: RefSeq, a predicted model, not a curated record